This is a messenger RNA of Falco peregrinus (peregrine falcon), 3924 nucleotides long. RefSeq names its product RAB40C, member RAS oncogene family (gene RAB40C). The transcript has 6 exons. Gene Ontology annotation, molecular function: GTPase activity; GTP binding. The coding region runs from base 170 to 1027 and encodes 285 amino acids. The record is from RefSeq and is a predicted model, not a curated record. Gene Ontology annotation, biological process: protein localization to plasma membrane; intracellular signal transduction. NCBI's taxonomy places the organism in Eukaryota, Metazoa, Chordata, Aves, Falconiformes, Falconidae. Gene Ontology annotation, cellular component: endosome; synaptic vesicle; plasma membrane.
GCCGCAGGUCCGCGGCGCGGCGCUGGGCGGAAGAUGCGAGGCGCGGCGGAGGGCCGGCUGUGAGCUGCGGCAGGGGGAGCGCCCCGGCGGUGCCCGCGGAGCGGGGCCGGGCCCAGCCCCAGCCCCCCUCAGGCCGGCGGCGGGGCAUGCGGAUCGGGCCUGCUCGCCGAUGAGAGGGAGGAUGGGCACGCAGGGCAGCCCGGUGAAGAGCUACGAUUACCUCCUCAAGUUCCUGCUGGUGGGGGACAGCGACGUGGGCAAGGGCGAGAUCCUGGAGAGCCUGCAGGACGGCGCCUCCGAGUCCCCCUACGCCUACAGCAACGGAAUUGACUACAAGACCACUACUAUCUUGUUGGAUGGCAGAAGGGUCAAGCUGGAACUCUGGGACACAUCAGGGCAAGGAAGAUUUUGCACCAUUUUCAGAUCCUACUCUAGAGGAGCCCAGGGAAUUCUCUUGGUGUACGACAUCACUAAUCGCUGGUCCUUCGAUGGGAUAGACCGAUGGAUAAAGGAAAUAGAUGAGCAUGCCCCAGGCGUCCCUCGGAUCCUGGUGGGAAACAGGCUUCACCUUGCCUUCAAGCGGCAGGUGCCAACGGAGCAGGCCCGGGCUUACGCGGAGAAGAACUGCAUGACGUUUUUUGAAGUCAGCCCCCUGUGCAACUUCAACGUCAUAGAGUCCUUCACAGAGUUGUCCCGUAUCGUCCUUAUGCGGCACGGCAUGGAGAAGAUCUGGAGACCCAACAGAGUGUUCAGCUUACAGGACCUGUGCUGCCGAGCCAUUGUUUCCUGCACCCCAGUCCACCUCAUCGACAAGCUGCCGUUGCCCGUCACCAUCAAGAGUCACCUGAAAUCCUUCUCGAUGGCCAACGGGAUGAAUGCAGUGAUGAUGCACGGCCGGUCGUAUUCCUUGGCCAGCAGUGGGGGUGGAAGCAGCAGCAAAGGUAACAGCUUGAAGAGAUCCAAAUCAAUUCGACCACCCCAGAGCCCCCCACAGAACUGCUCACGCAACAACUGCAAGAUCUCUUAGCAGGAUGGACGCGCCGUGAGCUUCUAACGUAUCCACACCCACCCACCGAUGUACAGCUGUUUGCACACUUAACCCUUUUCGACUGGAUCCUUUCGGAUGGGCCGCGGUUGCUUUUCCGAUGGCACGCACAAGCGUUAGGAAUGUGCUCACGUUUUGUCUUCGCAUAGGAAGCAUGGUGCCGGCUGGAUCUCGCAGCGCUGGCGGGGAGAGGACUCUGCCAAGUGACCCUCCAAGAAUGCUUUGGGCUUUGCCUCUCGGCCUGGGGUGGAAAAUUCAGCAGCUGCUGGGUUGGGGAGGGGGGAAGGGGGAAAAAAAGCUCAUCCUCCAGUCUCAAUGGAGAAAUGGAUUUAAUGGAAGAUUGAGAGGCUUAAGGGAGUAGGCAAGGAGAGAGUCUGUGCUGCAACUUUAACUCUUGGACUCCUGAACAGAUUGCUGGUGCAAUAGUGAUCAUUGGAUGUAGAAAAAAAAAAAAAAAAACAAAACGGGGACAGGGGACUAAUGACAGUUUUCACCAGGAUGUUAACCUGCUGUUGCCAAAAAAAAAAAAAAAAAGAAAAAAAAAAGGAAACAAGGCAAGAGUUGGCCAACUAGAAAGGAGAAGGAAGCAGUCUGCUUGCCUUCUUCGUUUAUUUAUGUAAAUAUUAUACAUAUAUAUAUAUCACUUGUUUUAUAAGGGUUUUUUUAAGAAGCAGUCAGGGAAAAUUUUAUGCAGCCAUGUAAAUACAAGCACUGGAUUAACUUUCCCAGUGUCAGCAAAAGGGGAGAAGUGGAGGAUUUUCUGGUGAAAAUAUAAAAAUGCUUUAAGGGACUUUCAAUCACUACCUGGGCUUGUGCUAGGGUUUUUUUAAAUAUGACAUAUGCUGAAGGAAAGAACAAUUUGUGCGUAACAUGCCCCAAGCUGCUUUAUUCUCAAUCAUUCCCUAAAACUUGUGAGUGCUGAAGGCUAGGUGGGAUGUAAUGGGUCGAGGGGCAGAGCGGAGAGGCCAGGGUCUUGAGGUUUGCUUUCAGCAGGCAGGACGAAGAGGCAGCUCUGAGGUCAGACUGAUGCCUCACUCGCUUUGCGCCUCCUGAUGCACAGCUCAUCAGGGACUAAGGAGCAGAGGGUGGAAGCAUCAUGCCUAAAGCAGAGGAAAAAUGCUGAAUUUUGUCCCUUAUUGCUGCAAAACCUCAGCUGUCACUUCGAGAGCCCUCCAUCCACAACGCCACCCCAUGCGACAGCCCCUGAAUCCCGGCUGCUUCUUGCUUUGCUUUUCCAAAGACGCUCUGCCUGAGCUAGUGUUGCCGCGGCUCCUCCUGGAUGAAAGUGGGGAAAGGACAGAAGCAGCUUUUCCCACUGGAGCGUGGAGGAGCAGGGACUGGGAAGGUGAAAGGUGUGUGUGGGAAAACAGCAAUCCCCAGGUCCCAUCGUGGCAGAUUUGCUCACCUCCUGUGGCAGCCCCAGGAGAUCAGGAAAGCAAACUGCUUUGCCCUGUAGGACCGCUCCUGGAGUUUAGAGGGGCAUGUGUGCUUAGCGGCAGGAGCUUGAGAUGUGCCCAUGCUGUGGGAGAGGCUCUUCUGUCAGGCAAGCACAUGUGCUUCCCCAGCUUCCCCCCAUGGCUGGUGCUGAAUGGUGCUGAAAAUUCACCUGGAAAUUUAGAAAUAACACCUACCCCUUAUUGCAAAAGCUGAGCGGGGCUUGGCAGUGGGAGUCAGCUAUGUUGACAGAUUCUCAUAGGUGGCCAGGACGUGUGGAUUUGUGAGUAGCGUGGUAGAAAGUAAACUGCUUUUGUGCUGGGGCUGCCUCAGCAGGAGGCCAGCCGCUGCAGUGCUGCCAUCUUCCUCCUGGUGUUAGCAGCUCCCCAGGGCCUGGGCUUGCUCUGCUCACCCCAGGAGAGCUUGUUGCAUUGCACGGGCAGAAUGAAGCCGCAGCAGCUCCUGCGCGGCCGACAGACCCGCUUUGUUCAGGCAGCAGGCAGGGGCACGUCCCUCCACGGGGACAUCUCCUUGCCUUUGCUUCUGAGCCGACCUGGGAGGUGACGGAGCCUUCCCCCUCCCUGCGCUGUAGAUCAGAAUACAAUACAGGGGUAGGUCUCUUGGCUCGUCUCUAGCGUGCUUUAUUGCCCAGCUCAAAUGAGCGACGAGAGAAUUAAACCCCCGGCAGAUGGAGGGGGGAGAAGAAUCCUUUGUAGUGGUGGUUUGGCUCAAGAGUAAAGCUGCAGCCGAGCUCAGCACAGUGGUGCGAAGGCCAGGGGAUUUCAAGAACCUGUCUGGAACGGCUGGCACCUGUUUCCCAUCACUUAACACACAGCAGAAGACAAUCGCUGGCUCAGCAGCCCCGGGAUAUACGGCCAACAGGUGAUCAGCACUGCAAAAGGCGGCUUCUCCUGGAAAACAUCAUCCAGACACUGGGGCCGCUUCGCCAGGCUGCUCCUGGGCACCAGUGUUGUAGGGUGAAGAGGGACGAAGGUUUUCUUCCUGAAAUCACAAAGCUGCUGCAUGUCUAGAAAAACUUGAUGUACCUCUGCUUGGUUUGGCUUUGCCACGUGUGACACCUCCCCAUGCCUUUUUCCCUGCAGUUGAUUUUUUUUUUUUUUUUUUUUUUUUUUUUUGCCCACCCGAUAAGGUCUCAACAGAUCCUGUCUGUAGUGAGGAUGAAAGAUUUACCUGGAGCGAUUACUCAGUGAAAAAAACUUUUUUUUUUUUUUUUUUUUUUAAUUUAAAAGGAAAAGAUUCUUGCAUCUGAUGUCAACACUAGUCUGUAGCUGCUCUCCAACACUUGUACCAUUCCUGAGUUGUUUUUUUGGACUAUCCUUUUAUUUUUUUUAUUCCUUUGUACAGUUAAUGUUGUUCAACUGAUUAUACAUGGUUUUGUUUUGUAUAAAUUAAAGGGGGUUUUGUUGUUUUGAACUACCAAUUGA